Molecule: messenger RNA, 5663 nt
Organism: Lymnaea stagnalis (great pond snail)
Lineage: Eukaryota; Metazoa; Mollusca; Gastropoda; Lymnaeidae
Source: the annotation of a GenBank genome assembly
AGGUGGAGACCAUUGGAGAUGCCUACAUGUGUGUCAGUGGCUGUCCAAAGAGAAAUGGUGCCCGGCAUGCCGGGGAGAUCGCUAACAUGGCACUUGACCUCAUCUCGGCUGUAACCCACUUCAGUAUCCGCCAUAAACCAGACGAGCGCCUGAACUUGAGAGUUGGCCUCCAUACCGGGCCAUGUGCCGCCGGUGUCGUGGGGAGGACUAUGCCGAGGUACUGCCUGUUUGGUGACACCGUUAAUAUGGCCAGCAGGAUGGAGUCGACAGGUAAAGGUAAUCACCCUUUCUUGGAGACACAGAUGAUCAGUAGCAGACACUAUAAAAGUGUCGUUUGUAGUCUGUCUCAAUGUGGUCUGUCUUAAUGUGGUCUGUCUUAAUGUGGUCUGUCUCAGUGGGUUCUAUCUUAAUGUUUUUUGUCUUAAUGUAGUCUGUCUCAAUGUGUUCUAUCUCACUGUAGUCUUUCUUACUGUCUUCUAGCUUAUAAGAGCAGUGGUUCCCAACCUGUGUUCCGCGACCUCUCCAGGAAAAAAAAUAACACCAUAAUCUUGAAAAUCAUAAAAAAUGAUCAUAGAAAGGGCUCCACGAGUCAAAAAGGUACACUGGUAUACCUAAAGGUUUAAGCAUGAAAUCGUUGCACUCUGUUGACUGCCAUAAAACUUAAGUGAUCUUCACUGGCUGACAUCAAAGGUAUGUUGUCUUACCUGGCAAGUAUCCAAGGUGCACAACACCACCUCGGGAGUAUCAAAGAUAUAAUGCUACCUCCCGUGGUGAUACACCUUCAAUUCGGCUCAGAACAAAACGGCCCCGAUAUUAGGGUUCCAUUAAACCGGCCCCGGACAAUUAGACCUCCGACCAAACCCACCCCCCGCCCCAGACAUUUGGGCUCCCGACAAAAGAGUCCCUACAAAAAGGCCCCUAUCAAUAAGACCUACGACAGCAUGGCUCCGGGCGGGAGGGCCCGUGACAAUAGCAGCUCCCAUAGAGAAACCCUUCCCCACCCAACCUUUUACAAAGUCAAUAAUAAAACUGCAUUACCCAGGGGCCCAAAACCCGGGGGGGGGGGGCUUUUGGAAAUGUGUUCUUCAUAUUUCAUGUUUACCUUCUCAGCUUUAAACAUCCAUAUGAGUGGUCAGAUGAAGGAUGCUCUAGAUGACCUGGACUGGGGAUUUCUCAUGGUCGAGAGAGGAUUUAUUGAGGUCAAGGUGAGAGUAACUGUUGAUGUCAAUGUCAUAUUGUACAGCAGUCGUACACAACUUUUUAAAAAAUUGGCGUUUUCAACAGUGUUUUUUUUUCAUUGUGUUUCUUUUUUAAAAAAAAUUGUAUUGCAAUAGUAAUUUAGUAUGUAACAGAUAUCAACCACCACAUGUAACAGAUAUCAACCACCACAUGUAACAGAUAUCAAGCACCACAUGUAACAGAUAUCAACCACCACAUGUAACAGAUAUCAAGCACCACAUGUAACAGAUAUCAACCACCACAUGCAACAGAUAUCAACCACCACAUGCAACAGAUAUCAAGCACCACAUGUAACAGAUAUCAACCACCACAUGUAACAGAUAUCAACCACCACAUGUAACAGAUAUCAACCACCACAUGUAACAGAUAUCAACCACCACAUGUAACAGAUAUCAACCACCACAUGUAACAGAUAUCAAACACCACAUGUAACAGAUAUCAAACGACAAAUGUAACCUCUGAUAUGAAUGUUUCCUCCAGGGUAAAGGCCUCCAAAAGACCUUCUGGUUGGCUGGUAAGAGAAACUACAAGAAACCACUGCCCGAAACGCUUGUCUUGUGAGUCCCUUCAGACAAAGCUUUUCAUCAUUUAUCUUUAUAAUACUGGAUGGGACAGUAAUCAUUAGAGUUAAUCUUUAGAGUACAAGAUUUGACAGUAUUCAUUAGUGUUAAUCUUUAAACUGCAGAGGGGGACAGUAUUCAUUGCCCCUAGACAGUGGCGUGGCUAGGGUUAUUGUCAUCCGUUGUGGUAAACUCAUGGUGUCACCCAAGGACCUGCUGGCACAUGGAAAACCCUGACGAACGGUGUAGUAAGAAAGGCCCGGAGCCCCCCCCCCCACACACACACACCGGAGAUUGUAAUAACUGCCCAAAAAGGUCUAUGAAGAAUGCUCGUCGCGUCGUCGUGGGCCAGCACGUCCCUGGUGUCACCCUCCUCGCCCCACCUUCCCCAUACUCAUGGUGUCACCCAAGGACCUGCCGGCACAUGGAAAACCCCGACGAACGGUGUAGUAAGAAAGGCCCGGAGCCCCCCCCCCCCCCACACACACACACCGGAGAUUGUAAUAACUGCCCAAAAAGGUCUAUGAAGAAUGCUCGUCGCGUCGUCGUGGGCCAGCACGUCCCUGGUGUCACCCUCCUCGCCCCAACUUCCACAAUAAAUUUCUUCUUGUUAAUACAAGUGCACAGUAUUAAACAAAAACAAAUUGAUUGAAGUUCAAGAGGAAAGUGUAUUUAAGAACUGUAACAACGUUAGUUAUAGUUAUUUUUACAUUAAAUUUACUUUAUUUAAAAUUUUCAUUUCCUGGUCUUCAAAGCUGCAAACUGUCAAUCAUGCUCAAAUGGUAAUCGGGUUGCCAGUGACGAAUCAGCGAAAAUAUUAACUUUGGAGUAUUUCUGGGUUUCGAUAUAUUUGUUAUCCAAAACUUUUUUAAUUUAAAUAAAUUUAAAAUUUAAAUUAGUUUCUUAAAGAUAUUACAAAUUUAUUAACCCUAUCAUUGAGUAAAAAGUAAUUUUUAUUUUUUUACUGAUUCGAUUCAUGCACUUAGAAUCGCCCGAACACAUCUUAUUUUGUGUGAAUGGAAAGGGUUUUUUUCUCAGGAUUUAGAUUAAUAUGGCUUAAUAUCACAAAAGUUACCGACCACUUCAAUGGGCGUUGAAUUAUGGUCGAAACUGUGUUUUUCUGAACUUAUUAUUGUAUCACCUCAUUCAUCAAGCAUCAACCUUGAACUUUUAAUAAAGCACGCAUUGGGGGUGAGAGGGGGUGGUUGCACGUGUGGAACAUUGACGUGUUAUCGAUCAUCCUUAAUGAAAUUCUCUUAGACCAUUAGUCGGCAUAUCGUGGCUCGCGAGCCGCAAGAAAUGUGGCUCUCAAAAAAAAAAUUAAUCGUCAUUCUACUGGUUUUGGCUCUUUUGACUAAUGAGUUUGCUGACCACUGGGUUAGACCGAAAAUGAGUUUGCUGACCACUGGGUUAGACCGAAAAUGAGUUUGCUGACCACUGGGUUAGACCGAAAAUGAGUUUCCUGACCACUGGGUUAGACCGAAAAUGAGUUUGCUGACCAUUGGGUUAGACCGAAAAUGAGUUUGCUGACCACUGGGUUAGACCGAGAAUGAGUUUGCUGACCACUGGGUUAGACCGAGAAUGAGUUUGCUGACCACUGGGUUAGACCGAAAUGAGUUUGCUGACCACUGCAUGAGUUAGACCGAGAAUGAGUUUGCUGACCACUGGUUUAGACCGAGAAUGAGUUUGCUGACCACUGGGUUAGACCGAGAAUGAGUUUGCUGACCACUGGGUUAGACCGAAAAUGAGUUUGCUGACCACUGGGUUAGACCGAGAAUGAGUUUGCUGACCACUGGGUUAGACCGAGAAUGAGUUUGCUGACCACUGGGUUAGACCAAGCAGUGUGGGCUCUGUAAAUGGGAAGUUUGAAAUUGGAUGUCCCCCCCUCCCCUGAGAUGGUGUCACCCGGUUCGGUCAGCUCCUCCCGCAACCCCUAGCUACGCCAAUACCUCUAGAAUAUAAACAUCACAGUAGGAAGGCCGAAAGUAGUCAAAAGACAUUGAGCUCAAUCAAAAUAGUUCCGUUUAAGUCAAAAUGAACACUGACAACUUUCCUGUCAAUGUUUUAUGAGAAACUUCGUGGAAAUCGAAUCAUUAAAAUAAAUAUUUCAGCUUUCUUAAAUGUGACAAUAAACUUUUCUUUCAGACUUCAAAAAAGCCUUGAAGACGGGGGCCCAGCAGCGAGUCCAUCCUACUGCACACUUUCUGUUGGUGACAGCAUGUUCAGCGCCCUCCGGAAGACCUCGAUCACUGUGAGCAACAUCACAGUAGAGAACAGUCCAUACACUUCAGACUCGGAAGACAACGGCAGUACAGAGAGAUUCCGUCCAAACUUGCGUAGUGCCAGUGCCGUUCUCAAUACUCCCAGCGAUACGUCAUCAAAGCGUAGGCAUGGUACUGUGGCACCGGUAGACAUGAUCACUGACCAAGAGGUCAAAUCUUGGCCGACAGUCACAGCACAAGUCAAAGAUGAUUAUGACAGCACUGGCGAUGACAGAGAAGACGGUGGACAUGACAUCAGAUUGAACACCAGCAACAUGCAUACAACCUUUCUCACUCUCUCUGAUGAUGAUGGUAACACCGAGGAGAGUCACGAAGGUCACUCUAGCACUUCAAAUCAGGCCAUUAUCACUGACCAGUCGGUUGCUCAGUAUGAUGCUCAAGAAUUCAGUAGUAAUCAAUCAAUUGUAUUAGGAGGUCAUGAACUCCCAGUUGAUAGACCAUCCAGGAGGGUUAGGAGAAAACAUGACAUCAGGCUGAGUACAUCGGAUUCCAAAAAGAUCCCCAGAAUAGAAAUCACUUAAUAACAGUGAGCAGUCAUAGCAUUGAAUCGUCAUAACAUAGAACAGUCAUAACAUAGAACCGUCAUAACACUGAGCAGACAUAACAAACAUAGAACAGUCGUAACAGUGAACCGUCAAACCAUAGAACAGUCGUAACGUAGAACAGAAGAUAGAACAGUCCUAACAUAGAACAGUCGUAACAUAGAGCAGUCAUAAAAUAGAACAGUCGUACAAUAGAACAGUCGUAAAAUAGAACAGUCGUAAAAUAGAACAGUCAUAGCAUAGAAUAGUCAUAACAUAGCGCAGUCAUAAAAUAGAACAGUCGUAAAAUAUAACAGUCGAAAAAUAUAACAGUCGUAACAUAGAACAGUCGGAAAAUGCAACAUUCAUAACAUGGAACAACCAUAACAUAGAAAAGUCACAACAUAGAACAGUCAUAACAUAGCGCAGUCAUAAAAUAGAACAGUCAUACAAUAUAACAGUCGUAAAAUAGAACAGUCAUAGCAUAGAAUAGUCAUAACAUAGCGCAGUCAUAAAAUAGAACAGUCGUAAAAUAUAACAGUCGUAAAAUAUAACAGUCAUAGCAUAGAACAGUCAUAGCAUAGAACAGUCAUAGCAUAGAACAGUCAUAGCAUAGAACAGUCAUAGCAUAGAACAAUCAUAACAUAGAACAACCAUAACAUAGAAAAGUCACAACAUAGAGCAGUCGUAACAAUGAGCAGUUGUAACAUAGACUAGUCGUAACAUAGACCAGUCACAACAUAGAACAGUCACAACAUAGAACAGUCACAACAUAGAACAGUCGUAACAUAGAAUAGUCAUACCAUAGAACAAUCAUACCAUAGAACAGUCGUAACAUAGAACAGUCGUAACAUAGAACAGUCGUAACAUGGAGCAGUCGUAACAUAGAGCAGUCGAAAAAUAGAACAGUCUCAUGACAUGUCUAAUUGUUACCUCAGUUAUCUACAAGCUAGGGACAUGUCUAUAAAUAUUACCUAGGAAACCAAUAUACAUUGUUUUGUACAAACCCUAGGGCUACAUGUUUGGUACAAACCCUAGGGCUACAUGUUUGGUACAAACCC